AUGGAAGUUAAUCAAAGAAUCAACAAUUCUUCAAUAAAUUCAAAGUGAGUAUUCAUUAUUUUAAUGUAGGUAGAUAGGAUAAGUAAAAAUAACUAUAAUUAUAGUACUUAGAUACUAAAAACGGUUGUCAAUAAAAACCUUAUUUUUAAUCUUUAAAUGUUUUUUAACCUAAAGAACCAGGUUUUCCUUAUUAUCACAAAUAUUAGUGAGAAUUUCAAAAAAUGACCUCUCCAAUACAUUCUUCGAUAAACUCUGAAUCUAAAAUGAAUUUAGGUAUUGUUUGUUAUUUGAAAUUCAAAUAAUUCACUAAUAUCGGUUUAUCUCUUUAUUUUGCCAUGAUGAAAACCAUAAGUUUCAGUACUCUUCAAUUCUUGUUCCUCUCUGUUUUGUGAGAAUAUUGUCAAAAGCCCUUUUUACGAUUUGUUUGGCCUUAUAAUUUUUUAUUCUUAAACAAAAAUUAGGACAAUUUUAUAAGUUUGCUAUAUAUCAUAAUAUAAUGAUCUCCUCUACCAAUAGUGGAUACCUAACUGAUUAUUAUGAUUUUAAAAUGUUUCAGAUAUACUAUUUACUUUGAAGCAGAAAUGAACAAUGACAACUAACAUCUGCAGUAAGUAUUUUAAAAUUAUUUUUUUCAACUUAAAUAAAAUAAAAACAAUUUAAUUUGUAAAUUUUAUUAUUUCAUAUAACAUAUGUAGUAUAGUAUAAAGGGUGUUCCACAAAGUUAUAGCCAUUGGAAUAUUUCUGAAGCUAAUUUUGAUAGUCAAAGUUUGUUUUUUUUUUUUAUAUUACUCUCAGGGAUUAGAACUAUAAAUAUUUUUGUAUUGCAAUUCAUUUUUUAUGACUUGAUAAUAACUUUUUGAAAAGAAGUAUACAGUCAAUUAAUCAUAAUAAUAAUCAAUUAGAUAGUAAGAUUAAUGUCUGCUGCAUAAUUAUAGGUACUUUUCUCUAAAUUUUAUUAAAUAAAACAUUAUUUGCAAUAUAAUUAUUUGUAGUACUUCUCAUUCCAGUGACUUAUUAUAUAUAUUAAAAAAAGAAACAUCAGAAUUUGAUUAUCUUUAUUAUCUCUGGAGAUAUUAUAAUGGGUAUACCUUGUAGAACACUGUAUAAUUGAUAAUUAAAAAUGUUUUAAAGCUUUCCUAUUGUAUCUUUUUCAAAAGGUCAAUUUGGUUAGAGUUUUUAGUGUACUAUCCUACAUAAGAUAUAAUUUUUGAUAUUUUAUUUAAUUCUAAAUUUAAGGUGUCUUGUUCAUACAACUAUGAUUUUAUAACUUUUUAGAUUUAAAAUUAACUCUGAAGAAGAAAUACAAUAUUUAAAUAUACGAACAAUUGAAGUAAAAACAGAAAUUGAUUUAUUAAACGAUUGCGAGUUUGAAAGUUUAUUACUUAAAAAUGAAUACCAACCAUCAAAGUAAGUUUUUUUUUUAAAAUUGAUUAUUUUAAUAGCAUCAAUUUAAAUUAAAUGAAACCCAAAUGAAAGCCCAAAUUCUAAUUUGAUAAGAAAACUCCCUAGAAAAUUACAAAAAUUACCUCCUUAGUAAAAGUUUCUUUUAAAAGCGUUGCUUUAAUUAAAAGUUUGAGCAAAAUUGAUGGUAGAAAAGUUGUUAACAGAAAAAAAAAUGUUAAAAUUAUAUUUAUUAUAUUUUGUAAAUUUUUCCAUUUGAUGAGAAAACUUUAGAAAAUCGAAAAAUUGCCUCUCUAAAUUAUCUCUCUAUUUCGCUCCACUCAGAAUCUAAAGACAUUUAAAUUAAUUUUGUAUUACUAUUCUCCUCCAACCCAAACUUAUAAGUGGAAUAUCUUAUUGUAAUUGUUACAAGAUAUAUUAUAAAAUAAUUGUAUAAUAAUAUUUCAAUCUAUUAUUAUAUUAUCUGAUAAUUCCAUUUUAUUUAGUUUUAAGUUUAAGGUAAUUAAUAUACAUUGUGAUUAUAAUAUUUUUAGAUACAUACACAAUUCUAAAGAAGAAGUACAACAAUCAAAUAACCAAACAAUUGAAAUAAAAAAAGAAUUUGAUUUAAUAAAUGGUUGUAUGUUUGAAAAUAUAAUAACUAUUGAAAAUGAUCCUAUGGAAUUAAUUUUACAUACAAUAUCAUAA
Messenger RNA from Cinara cedri, 2088 nucleotides. Lineage: Eukaryota; Metazoa; Arthropoda; Insecta; Hemiptera; Aphididae. The record is from the annotation of a GenBank genome assembly.